Messenger RNA from Penicillium cosmopolitanum, 1785 nucleotides. RefSeq lists its product as uncharacterized. The record is from RefSeq and is a predicted model, not a curated record. The coding region runs from base 1 to 1785 and encodes 594 amino acids. NCBI's taxonomy places the organism in Eukaryota, Fungi, Ascomycota, Eurotiomycetes, Eurotiales, Aspergillaceae. The transcript is spliced from 5 exons. Gene Ontology annotation, cellular component: Rpd3L complex; Rpd3L-Expanded complex. Gene Ontology annotation, biological process: negative regulation of silent mating-type cassette heterochromatin formation; negative regulation of rDNA heterochromatin formation.
AUGACGCCCCGUCGCUCUUCGAGAGCCCGCACCACCCAGCCUUCUCCUGCCCUCCUCCAACACACCAACACGAACUCCUCUGCCAGCUCCUCCAACUCGACCACACGCGAGAGGAACACUCGCUCGAAUCACAAAAAUCCUUCUCCUCGAGAUUCCACCGGUGCUCGCUCCCAGUCCAUCGACGAUACCGAAAACGGCUCGAGGGUCGACCUCCCACACACGCGCCAGCGCCAGCGUGCCCGCGAUGACGAUGAGGAAGAAGAAGAUCCCCCUCGUCCCCUGGAAGAUGACGAAAUGGAUGAGGAUGAAGAGGAGGAAAUAACUCGGUUCAAGCCGGAGGGCGAACAUCCUCCUCCUGAUUCAUCUGACUUGCUUUCCGAUGAAAUCGGUAGCAUGUUCAUCCAAUGCGACUCGUGCAAAGUCUGGCAGCACGGUGGCUGUGUGGGAAUUAUGGAUGAGGAAACAAGCCCUGACGAAUAUUUCUGUGAAGAGUGUCGAAAGGACUUGCACACUAUUCGCGGCGAACCGAAUGGCCAGCGCUCGUCCACCUACCUCCCCGUCAAUCCGAAAUCAUCACCCGCGCCAUCCGUGCCCUCCUCUCGACCCUCCCGAGCCUCUUCCCACGAGAGCUCAUCCCGACGUUCCAGAGACCCGAAAUCUCGCCUGAGUGAAAGCGAAAAUGUCAAGCGACGGUCGACCAUGAACAGCCGUGAUGCCGCUUACGAUGAAGAAGAGCUAAUCCGACGAGCGAUCGAAGAAAGCAAAGAAGAUACCAAAAGCCUUCCCGACGACACAUCCAGCCGACGGGGAAAGAGGAGUCGUAGUGAGAGCGAAGCACAUAGAGAAGGCACCAAACGCCCGCGAACCGGCUCUCCGUCUCCUGCUGCUCCUAUCUCGAAGGAAAACAACCCUGUGUCUCAACCUCCAUCUGAUGAUGAGUCCAAAGCGAAGCCGGCAAUGAACGGCACCCGGAGGCAAAGGGCCGCAUCUCGGGGCCAGCGUGAUAAGGUGCCUCCCAAAGAACCAGAGGAGCCUGAGGUGGAAGCUCCUGAAGCUGUCAAUGGUCAUAAGGAGAAGGUAGUAGACCGACGCAAAGGAGAUGAAUCCGAACCUGAGAUUGGAUCUCCCGUAAAAACUGUGCCGAGCGAGCCUGAACCAGCGCAAGCAAGCCCGAAUACUCCUACUCAAGAACCCACACCAGCUCGCCCAUCAACACGCAAGUCAGGUCGUCCGCCUGCACGCCGCGGCCGAGUUGGACGCAAUCAAUACACCAAAGAUCGAGAUGUUAAUGGCAAUGGCACCGAGUCACCACGUCGCGGGCAAUCUCGUGAAAUCGGCGGAGAUUCUCCCAGAGUGGGAUACGGCAACAUAAACGGUGCGCAUGUCAAUGGGGGAGAUACCGGGCGACCCAGCAAGCCUCGGAGUAUGCACCCGCAGCGCACGACGAUGAUUGAAAUGAAGAGACGUGUGGCAGCCAUUCUUGAGUUUAUCUCUCGUAUGCAAGUGGAGAUGGCUGUUGCCAGCGAGAACUCCUCUACCCCAACGGGAAACGAGGAUCGUUCUCAAGGCCUGCUUUUAAAGAGCAUGGUCGAGCAGAUUGAUGCCGCCAUGGCAUCUACAAUCAGUGACGGCGGCGAGUCUGCCCCACCUACGACAGACGGUGACGGAGAUGCCCCAAUCCAUGAAAAAGACUUCAAAGACCUCAGCAGUGUGGAAAUGAUGGACGUGCUGACCCGUCACCUCCUCAAGUGGCAGCAGGAAUACGGGAAGUUUGGGGAACGGUAG